This is a messenger RNA of Ramularia collo-cygni, 1146 nucleotides long. RefSeq lists its product as uncharacterized. NCBI's taxonomy places the organism in Eukaryota, Fungi, Ascomycota, Dothideomycetes, Mycosphaerellales, Mycosphaerellaceae. Gene Ontology annotation, cellular component: preribosome, large subunit precursor. The record is from RefSeq and is a predicted model, not a curated record. The transcript has 3 exons. Gene Ontology annotation, biological process: ribosomal large subunit biogenesis. The coding region runs from base 1 to 1146 and encodes 381 amino acids.
AUGUUACUUGAAGUAGAGUACCGACGCGCUGUAGAGCAUAUAUACCAACAAUCGAGGAUAGUUUUGCGGUACACGCUUAUUAGUUCCGUUCACCUUUCAACCCCAAACAUUUCAAAUAUGAGUUUUCUCUGCAGCGCCUGCUCGGUACACUUCGAUGAUAAUUUCCAGAGACGCGAACAUAUGCGUGAGGAAUGGCACGUUUACAAUGUAAAGCGUAAAAUGGCAACUCUCCCGCCAAUUUCAAACGAAACAUACCAGAAUGUAUUCGCACCUCAAACCGAAGUAGAGGGCAUUGAAAGUGAUCCGGAGUCGUCGCCACCACCACUACCACCAGCAGAAAUCAACAACAACAGCAACAGCGACAUCGAUCCAAGUUCAUCUGACCUCCAACAAGAUAACAGGCUUCCCACUCCACACCAAUGCAUUUUCUGCCUAGAAUUUGCAGACAGCAUUUCGCAGAACAUCAAACACAUGGCCGCAUCACACAGUUUCGUGCUCCCAGAUUUCCAAAAGCUACAGACUGAUGUAGAGACUCUGCUCUCCUAUCUCAGCCUCGUGGUGGUGGGGUACUGUGAGUGUUUAUAUUGCGGCGCCAGAAAACGUUCCGCAUAUGCUGUGAGGGCACAUAUGCGAACCAAAGGACAUUGCAUGCUGGAUCUCUCCCCCGGGUCGGAGUUUCUUGAAUUCUGGGAGUCUGGGGAAGGUUCGAUGAAGGAUAGUUAUCAGCUGCUGUCGAAGACGGAAAUGCGACUCGCUUCAGGAGCUGUUGCGACUAGUCGGGAAGAGGCUCAAUAUACUGGUCAACGGCGGACGAUAAGGUCGUCGAAAGAUGCURAGACGCCUAAAGCAAUUCCCACAGCGCCUGGGAGAUCAGAAGAACCUCACGAUAAUACUGUGGCAUCGGCGUCUGAUCGCGACGGCCAGUUUCAGACUCAAAGACCGUCGAGAGCCUUGGCAAUGCGGGAUCAGAUGGGCUUGACUGGAUUAUCCGACGCGCAGAGGCAUUCGCUUGCAGUAAGUCAGAGAAAGAUUGACUUGAGUGCUCUGAGAUCGCGGAAUAGAGCACAAUGGACGCUAGAAAAGCUGGGCAAUAAAGUCAAGCAGAAGCACUUCGUCCCCGAUGUGCCUGGGAGGAAGAAUGGAUAG